GAUUUCACUUUCUCUCUCUAACUUCGAAGAAAGAAAGAAAGAAAAAGAGAAUGAAGAAAAUGCACUCUCUCUCCUCUUAUCUCCUCCUCCUUAUCUCGUUAACCGCCAUAGCUACACCUACGACAACCUCCGCCACAACGAUCGGAGUCACAUACUCGACUCCAGCUUCAAUCUCCGGCACCGUACAACUCUCACCGGACAGAAUCGCCGAAAAAGUCGUUUCAAUGAACAUUCCGGCGGUGAGACUCCUCGAUUCAAAUCCGGCGAUGAUUCGUGCCUUCGCUUACACAAACGUAUCUCUCUUCCUCUCCGUACCAAAUCCACUAGUUCCUCUCCUCGCUUCAAAUCGUUCUCUCGCGAUGCGUUGGGUCUAUCGCCAUGUGCUUCCUUUUUAUCCUCGCACCAAGAUCUCAAUCAUCUCCGUCGGUAACGACGUGAUUUCGUAUUCUCCGGACGUAUCUCCGUUUCUCCUCCGUGCGAUGCAGAAUGUUCAUCUAUCUCUUGUAGAUCUGAGAAUCUACAAGAUCUCUGUAUCAACGACGUUCUCUUUCUUCAACAUCGUACCCACGGCAUUUCCACCUUCGUCGGCGCAGUUUCAACAACCUAACGGAGAAGUUAUCAUCAGACCGAUUUUGCAAUUCCUCGAAAGAACGAAUUCGUCUUUCUUGAUCAAUCUCUAUCCCUACAAUAUGUAUCGGUCUAGCUUCUCGAUUCCGAUUGGAUUUGCUCUUUUUGAAGAGUUCCCGUUCAAUUUCAGAGAUGAUCUGACCACCGGAGUAAGAUACCGGAAUCUUUUUGAUAUGAUGGUUGAUGCUGUGAUUAGCUCUAUGGCUGUUAUGGGUCAUGAGAAUCUUCCGGUGAUUGUGGCGGAGACUGGUUGGCCUAGCUCUGGAAUUGAUGCUAGUGAAGUAGAUGCGACGUUGUUGUAUAGUGAGAUGUUCUUGAAAGCUUUGUUGACUCAUCUGAGAAGUGGAUGUGGAACACCGUUGAGGAAAGAAGGUGUUUCAGAGGUUUAUAUCUUUGAGCUUGUUGAGAAAGAUGCUAAGCAAGGGAUUAGGAAUUGGGGACUUUUGCAUCAUAACAUGACUAGUAAGUACAGCUUCGACUUCUCGGAUGGAGGCAAAGUCAGAAGAUUCAAAGAGAUUUUGGUUGGAUUCUUUGUGCAAGUGGUGAUGCUUUACCUGUUGAUGUAGAAGUGAGAGUAAUCAGGUGUAUAAAAGAGUCAAGGUACAUUGAAGAUGGAGAAGUAGCAGGACACCAAGAAUCAUUUGACAUGGCAGCAUGACCCAAUAAGCAAGAUCGUUCUCAUCCUUUACCAUGUCUUGUGAUCUUUGCUUGUGUUUUGCUAUGUAUUGAUGAUUUUUGAACAGACUCCAAAAAUCCUGUCUUGUGUCAGUUUUUAGGUAGAUCAUAUGGAUGGACCAAUAGUGCAUUCAUUACAUUUUUU
Arabidopsis thaliana (thale cress) is the source of this 1447-nucleotide messenger RNA. Its product is annotated as Glycosyl hydrolase superfamily protein. Bases 51 to 1193 code for a protein of 380 amino acids. Gene Ontology annotation, molecular function: hydrolase activity, hydrolyzing O-glycosyl compounds; glucan endo-1,3-beta-D-glucosidase activity. NCBI's taxonomy places the organism in Eukaryota, Viridiplantae, Streptophyta, Magnoliopsida, Brassicales, Brassicaceae. The transcript is spliced from 2 exons. The record is from RefSeq and is marked reviewed. Gene Ontology annotation, biological process: carbohydrate metabolic process.